UCACAUCCAGCAGGUAAUAGGUAAUAGCGUAGGGGCGUAGGUACGCUCCAGUCCACUGUCAUCGGUAUCUCCGCAUGUCAGCGCUCACAAGAAGCAAGAAGUACAAGAAGUGUUCGUCCCGUGCAUGAUUUCGCAGCUACUGCCUCAACCAACUCAACCAUGGCCUCACAACAUGGACAGCUGUGCUGGAUGACAAUGUUAAACAAUCGCUGGUUAAACAUAAAACAGUGGAAUCAGAGCACUGCGUGCAUUUGAGAAUGCACUAGUCGAGAUGUAGGAGGGCCAUGUUUGCUGUCAUUUUUGAAAGGUCAGAACCCGCAUAGAGUUCAUUUCAACGUUUUUAUCAUGUUUAGCAACUCGCAGUUUUUGACAACGAAGGAUGCGGAAUCUUUUACAUUGUGGGCCGAUGAAGUGUGAAAAAGGAAGCCCCCUCCAGGGCUGCCAGACCGACGAGCCAGCGAACGGGAGAACCAACGAUUCACCGCAGGAACGAAGCGGGAGCCGUUGAACCACUCACCAGAACCGAGCCAGAACGAAUCAGUACGUGGACGAACAGUUUUCUGACUCACCCGUUCGCUCCUCUGCACGUGUGGGUGCAGACUCCUUGUCGCCCUCAGCAACGGCGGAGGCGGCCCUGCGUGCGAGGGGAACAGCGGCAUUAUGGGUCGCCCCCGGACGUACACGCAUCCUGAAGAGCUACGGGCACGUCGAGCCGCGCAGGCACGGGCGAGACGCGCCAGAGCUGCAGCGACGAGGACUCCGCAGGAGACGGAGGCGAGCCGUAAGAGGAACGCGCAGCGCAAGAAGAGACAGCGCGCAGCAGCCAGUGCCAAGAGAACCCCCGAUGAAGAGCGGGCGUUUCGGCGGGCCGAGGCGGCUCGGUUGCGGGAUGUCCGCGCUCAGACGCACAAGGCACUACGCUUGGGGGUGAUGAACGAGCUGGGCACAAGAGGUGAGACCGGUCUACCCGUGGCCAAGUCAUAUCCCUGUGGAGAGAGGCAGGUGAUGGACGAGACGGGGAGAGGAGGUGAAACCGUUGAAGCUGUUGCCAAGUCAUACCCCUUUGGAGGGAAACUGGGCUACUCAAUUCUCACUCCAUGGACGAAGUCUUCGGGUCCCACCUCUGUGGGUCGUUUCAGUUACAUGCGUUCUAUUGGCACGCAAAAAUAUCCAACUACCUCAACAAAGGGCACACAGACGUUCCAAACGUAUGAAAGCCAGUACGACAGCGAUGAGAGCGGUGCGGUCUCCCCAAAGUGUGCCCUGUGUGACACCGCUUUCUCCUGUGAAGAGACCCUGGAGAAGCACCACAGGGCCAAGCACCUGCGCAAAGGAGGCAAGCACCAGUGUCGCUUCUGCGACUACUGCAGCGAUAAUCUGUCCCACGUUAAAGGACACGAGAGGAGGCACACAGGAGAGAAACCAUACGUGUGUCGAGUGUGUGCCAAGGGUUACAGAAGGAACGCCAGCUUGAAGAAGCAUUUAAGGACAGUGCACGAGGAAUUGUGACUGCUGGAACAGUGCCACCUGGUUGUAGAAAGACUGCAUGGUGCCCGCUUCACUCUUUCACCACGUGGACAUAUAAAGUGGGGUGGUCGUCUGCUUCAGCAAAUGGCGAUUUCAAACCACGACCCACUAGAUUAUUAAGGCCAUGUCAUGAUUGGCAGUUCUUAUACGCUGGAGACUGUCUGCACUGUCCGCUACGCAUCAACCCGCGAUAUCUCCAUCGUGAUUGGAUAAUGGGAAUUUUAAUUUUGAACGUGCAGAAGCGGGCGUACGACCGUAGCAGACGACAGCAACAGUUGGCACAAAAACUCUUAGAAUGACGAUGAUAAUCAAUGUACAAUGUAAAUGACUAUGGCUAGUAGUGACUGCCCGCGCAGCAGAUGGUGCCUCAUCUCCAUAGCUUAGACCGCCGAAAGCGCAGUUAUGAUUGGUGAGUUCUUAAUGACUAAUACCCUAGUCAGACAGCAUUUCAAAUGUCAAUUGCGAGAAAUGGCCUUCGGCCUCUCAAAUGACCUUUGUUCGGGGGCGCCUGCCAGACAGGCGGGAAAGGAGUGCUCCUCAACUGACUGCCCUCACCGGCUCCCUUUUUCGGUUUCGUUUUCCCUGUCUGCUGUGGAAAUUUGAAGUUGGUCUGUGCGCCACAAAUCAAGAUGCAGAAGUCAUAUGCACUUCUCUAAAUAGGAUCUAAAUACGUUUACACAGUUUCACUCCAAUAUCCGCAUUUUAUAGGUUUUCCCACAUUCAGCUGCGAAGGUAGCGAGGGUACAAUGGCAUAACACUGUUGUCGAGAUUGCUCCUUUCUGCACCUCAAAUGUCGUUGGGGGCCUCCUUUCGCGUUGAUGGUCAUUUCUUAGAAAGGUCCUUUGAGCUGCCGUCUGACACGGCUCUGAGAGGUCAUUUUUUGCAAAUGAAAAUUCCCCGAAGUCCUUCGAGCAUGCCGUCUGACUGGGGUAUAAGUCACGUUGUGUAAGUGGCAUUUAUCUAGGUGGCAUUGACUCUGCGUGCAUCAUGGAGGGGACUUUGGGGAAAAUAGGGAGAGUGAGUCCCUAAGAUUUGUUUGAAGGGAGGAUUAUGUGACACUUUUUUUUAAAUAGAGAAGAGGGAUCUCAAAGUAUUUGGCCAUUACUCAAUUGAAGGGAACAUUGCACAUUCACUUACCAUGCUUGUCCUUCCUCCUUUUCAGCUCACAAAUCCCUUUCCUUCGCAUACCCUCUCCUCAAUUUUACCCUCAUUCAUCAGGUUUCUUUCAUUACCUUUCCUCCUUAUGCUGCCUCUCUGCAGGCAUUUAUUGUGUGUCUUGGUCCGACUUUAUGGGACACUGUGUCAAUAUUUUUUUUCCCUGAAGUGCCUGAGUAUAACCCAGGAGAAACAUCCAGAUAGCACAACCAAUGCCAGGAUUAAAGCCGAAAUCGACUCCUGGUCUUGGGGCAGUCCGCGGUAGGCGGUGGCGCAGCCCGAAAAAUAUUUUGGGAGGUUUUUCAUGGGUAUUUUCUAUGGGGUAGGAGGGUUUCCCAUUGUUUCCCUCUCCCAAACACACCACCAAAGGUACCUUUUUGAGGUGGUUUGAGCCCCCAAAACACCCCUGGCUGCCACAGGUGCUCUCUCUCAUCAACUUCCUAUUUCUCCCCCUCCUCUAUCGAGUUCCUAUUCCCUUUGUUCCUUGUACCCUUCCAUCAAGUAUCUAUGUACGUUCCCAUUACACCUGUCCCCUCUCUGCUUACUCUCUACAUCAUCUCUCAUCAACAAAUAUGACCAUUGCUCAGUUGAAUGAAGGAUCGGACAGCCACUUAAUUCCUGUUCCCUUCCCUGUACUCCGUUUAGUUUAGUUUUUAAUCGUUAUUAAUUUUUAUAUUUAGUUUUAGUUUUUAGAAUACUGUUUAUUUUAGCCUACAUAAGUGACUGGAACCAGCAACAGAGACCCACUGCAUGUGGUUUUCGUUUCAUUUAAAUUUAGUUUCUGUUCCGCAUUCUCCCUAUUCCACGAAGCCCAUAUUCCCCUCCCCUUGCCCUCCUUCAUCGAUGAGUACGAUAUUUAUUAAAUUUAAUGGAGAACAAGGCGGCCGCUCGGCAUUCUUGUGGCGAGGGUGAAAUGAUCAGAAGGUAAAGGACUACGGGAACGGGGGUUCCUUUGGACACACAUCAUUCUAUGGCAGUGCAACUGCAGUUCUGGGAGUGUUCUAGUGUAGCGCACUCUCGGGAUCCUGCAGCACGUUGCAAGCAAGGGGGCGAGAUUAGCACAAUGGGAGACACAAACAACAAGCGUUUUGAUUGGUCGCCAGUGCCGGAGAAAGGUCUACGGAAUACGCUCCGGCGCGUUCCUUCGUCAUGGUGACACGUUAGCUGCAAAUGGCGUCGUACGGAGUUACGGAGAUGUGCAUAGGUAAUCCAGUCACCCGUUUUGCAAGUCACCACGGUACCAUUCGUUGUUAGCACAUCACUAUACGUCAUAGCGUCAGCGUCGUGUCUUCACGUAUAGACUGCUAACCGUGGGGAAUAUCCUGCUACACAGCCACAAGAUAUUCCGUAGCAGACGACAGAAAAACAGGGUGACUGUGUCGUCUGCUAAAUGCGCAGUACGCCGCCCCCAAUGUUCCGCACCGUGUGAAUGCUCACAUAACACGGAACGGAACUUCGUCUCUGUAAGCAGUGCUUUUGCUUUUUCUUCCAGUAGAAUAUUCUCUGAGGAAUGUCGCUCGUGUGAAUACACGGUAUGAGGAAGGAAUGCGCCGGGGCGUGUUCCGUAAACUUUUCUCCAGCUCUGUACAGAGGUGAGCUAUGUUGUUGAACAUGCUGGGGGCAAGCUGGUGCUGUCUCUACUGUUCUCUAAAUGUAAAGUGUCUUGCUGAUUGGCAAACAUUCACGCUAUGUUAUUCAGUCUGAGAACGAAGACACAUGCCUCAGCUCUACUGGUAUCAUCCUUGAGUGAGGCCGCAGGUUGAGCAACAGCAACUUAUGCAGAACUGCGGGCAUCAGGUUGACCUCUGUAUCAUUCCGGACACGUGUGUCAAGGUCAAAAACACUCAAAGCCCCCUCCUCCACUUUCCAGGAAGGAAAAGGGGUGCACCCGACCUGUGUCUUCGCGUAAUCUAGUCCUUUGUGAAGCAACCAUCCGAACCUAGGGUUGCCACCAGGCCGGUAUUAGUAUACCGGCACGACCGGUUAUUUGCUCGCUCUGCCGGUUGCCGGUAAGAAGGUGAUACCGGCAGCCUUUUGCCGGUAUUUGUGGCUUAACACCUUUCAUAGGGGCUUUUACGGGGUUUUCCUUUCAACACUCCACUGCAGCUUGAAUAAAUCUGGAGCACACACCCAGCUCCGCAGUCACCUGUCGUGUUCUUAGUUAUUCAUUAUUAUUAUUAUCAUUGUUGUCUUGAGCGAGUACGCUCGUUCUUUCUUUCUUUCUCUCUCUCUGUAUACUCUCCACCCUUCACCCACUUUCCCUUUCCCGCGAACAUUCCCUCCUUUCCCUCUAUUCCACCUCCUCUCCCUCGGCCGGUAUUUUUCACUACGAAAGGUGGCAACCCUAUCUGAACCCCAAGUCCGAUAUGAGCCAUGCUUCCCAAGUUUCCGUUUUCCUGUCAUUCCGAAAAGUUUAUCUGCGUAUUACCCUGGACCGGCUAUCCAGAAGGUGUGGGUUCGAGUCCUAUAACUGGCUAACCUUUUCAGUGACUUCCUUCUUUCAUUGUUCUUGGACACUCGAGGCUCAUGUGUAUUGUGUUGCCCUUCCUUCUGUGUUCCAGCCUCAGAACAAAAAAUUUUCGUCACGAUAAACUUCUUCAGAAGAAGUGUUGCUGUUUCAGUGGAAACUCCUGUAUGCUGAUCGUACGGGGUGUCCCAGAAAACGUGUUAUUGAGUUUAUAAUAAAAAAAAGAACUACACCA
This is a messenger RNA of Ornithodoros turicata, 5384 nucleotides long. RefSeq names its product zinc finger protein 658B-like. Gene Ontology annotation, biological process: regulation of transcription by RNA polymerase II. The coding region runs from base 661 to 1509 and encodes 282 amino acids. Gene Ontology annotation, cellular component: nucleus. Lineage: Eukaryota; Metazoa; Arthropoda; Arachnida; Ixodida; Argasidae. The transcript is spliced from 6 exons. The record is from RefSeq and is a predicted model, not a curated record. Gene Ontology annotation, molecular function: DNA-binding transcription factor activity, RNA polymerase II-specific.